Messenger RNA from Symbiodinium necroappetens, 2847 nucleotides. The record is from the annotation of a GenBank genome assembly. Lineage: Eukaryota; Dinophyceae; Suessiales; Symbiodiniaceae.
AUGGUCCAGGCAAAGGCUUCCAGCAAGACAGCCAAAACUGCAGAGUCACAGAGUGAGCCUGAGGCCAAGGCUUCGGCUAGGAAGCCUCAGGAGGAGCUCGAUCCAGGGUCAUUCGUGUUGCCGACACAGAAGAUAGCACCUACAGUGUCAGAUUCUGCAGCCAGUGGGCAGCUUGCAGCGGAGCCAAUGGAAGCUCCAACUAUUCCGGCCAAGGAUGAGCAGGCCAAGAGGACGACUGCGCUCAGUGUCAUGACACAGGUGAUCAAAUAUGUUCACCAUCGCUGGGUUGCGGAGUGUGGCCUUCCAGAGUCAACAAAGCUCAAGGAGCUUGCACCGCUCUCCAUCGAGAAGAACAAGGCUGUGCAAACCAACUUUCGAGAGUCAUGGAACCCUUCAUCCUGUCAAGUGUCAAUGGAGCGCCGCGACAUGUACGAAGCUGGAGGGUCAGUUUUUUGGCUGGAUGGGUUGCUCACGCUUGCUGGUUGGAAGGAUGAGCCUGUGUUGGUGGAGCAACCGUCCAUGUGGGAGGUCUUGGAGGCCGAGGAGAUCCUCAUACCAGAGGGUCAGAGUCAACUUUACUUUGGCGACCCCUUUUUGGCUUAUGUGCAGAACUAUGGAGCCGGAGUCAGCUUCCCAAACGGGAUGAAGCUGAUGAGGGGAAUCAUUCCCCUUUUUGCUUGGUAUCUUGCUGCAUGCAGAGUCAUCCUUGCGCCUGGGAGCAAAGCCAGAACUGAGAGGUUGACGUCACUGCACACCAUGGCGCUGACAGUGUCAAUCCGAGCGUACCACUUUGGCAGAGAUGGCAAAAGCAGUGUCAUUUUGCGCUCCUUGCAAAACUCCGAGAAGAGUAAGAUCACUGCUCCUGGUGACUCCUUUCAGAUGUUUGUGAAGAAGCUGGGUCAGAUCAUGGACAGUGUUCCCCGAGAAGAGUCAGACUCGCAGCCCAAGUUGCUCAAGUUCCUCGUGGAGAGGAACAUUCGGUUCAACGGGAGCCUCGUGAACCGCACGCUUCUUCAAGCGUCAGUGAAUUUUUACAAGCUGCUGACUCCAGAGAUAGAGUCAGUACUGGAUGCAAUUCAGCGCGAAUUUGGACGUGCAGUUUGGUCUUCCGGCUACAACAAGGUCAUGCGUUUGUGUCAGAUGGCAGCCAAACUGGCUGGUGAUUGGCCCAAAGAAACGGCAGUGUCAGACUUGGUUCAUUUUGCUCUGGACAGCUGCUUGAUGCAGCUUCGCCGUAAGCAGUGUCAACCUGAGUUCUACAAAAUGGAGACCUUGGCGACAGAGAAGUCCGGCUGGGUGCCUAUCACCUGCUUGAAGUGCUACCUCAUCAUGCACUUGCACUUGAUGUCAGUGUCAAAGGCAGCUGCUGACAAAGAGUCCGAGUCAACAAAAAGUACUUCUUGCCGGCUGCCCAAGCAUGAGCUGUUCAACGCACUGCAGAAGGUGGCUUCUCCUGCAUCCUACGACGAGAACGUCCCCUUGCCAGUGUCAGAGGAAACGGAGGAGGUCAUGGAGGACAUCGAAGACACCGGCGAGGGCUGCAACUUGGGGAAAGGGUCAGACGAAGCUGCCAAAAACAACGAGGAGCAAGCUUGCGCAGAUGCACUGGCCAGGGUCACAGAGAAGCUGCCAAAGGCGGGCAGAGCAUGCGUGGAGCUGAUCAGGGACUUCAUGGAGGGCAAGCAUGAGGCUGCCCUUGCCAAGUUGACCGCAGUCAAGGAUCCAGUUGGGGCCUUGAUGGAAGCGUCAGACAAGCAGCCACUGGGCAAAGCCUUCCGAGCUGCAGUUUCCACUAUGGUUGCUACAGCUUUCACGUCAGAGUCAGCUGACGCACCUAUGAGCUUUCGGGAGCUGGCACGCAAGAUGUCGGAUCCAGAACAGCCCGACGAAUCUCAGAAAGUCCAGCGUCAAAAGGUUUGGACCCAGGCACAGCAGCUUCGCAAGAAAUCGACCCAGCUGGCACUCUGGAAAGGCACCACUGACUCUCUGAAGAGUCUUGUGGAAAAGUCCCUCUUCAAGCAGUGUCAAGGCAAGUUGAACGAAACACACAGGGUCGUUUUCUUCUCGGCGGACUUGUUGGAUGAAGCCAAGGGCACCUGGCAAAGGCCAGUGGCAGUGUCCAAAGAGUCAGCCGACCCGAUCAUGAAGUUCCUUGAGGACUACACUUGGAAGGAGCACGAUAUCCUCGUGCUCUUUGAUGGUGGCUGCCAGAGCAACAGAGACCUUCUGCGCACAAGUGUCAAAAACCAAAAGAAUCUGAAUGAGUUUGUGCUCUUGUACUCUCGCAGAAGCCGCAUGUCCAGAAGCCGCAAAGUGUUCUGUGCCAGCCAGCGUGUGGAGACUGGCUUGAUCAAGACAUUCGUUCCGCGAGUCAGAGUCAACGUCAAGGAGCGAGUUGACCAGUAUGCCAUCCCCAUGCAAGACAAGAAGGAGGUGGCCACGACCCACGACCUCAGCAUGGUCGGGUUGCCGCCUCCUGACAGGCGCCCCAAAAUCAGCAUCGCCGAGAAAGCCAAGACAUGGACCGAGCUAGAUGAGCCCCCCAAGUACAGGUUGGAAAGCGUUCCAAUCUAUUGGGCAGAGUCAAAGCCCUGGGACUGCUGGGACACACUGCUGGCAUGCCUGGACGCAGCUGCCGUGCUCGAUUUGACCCCAGGGUCAGGUCUACUUGCCAGUGUCUGCAUGGCUGCCGGCAUAACAUACACCGGCAUCACUAAGUCCGAAGACUUGUCGGAGUCAGUGAACAAGCUGUUCGAAGAGGUCUUGAGGGAGCUGAAUGAUGCCGAGCUCCAAGAGUCAGAUGAGGAUGACAUGGAUGAAGAGGAGGAGCCAGCGGAAGCCGCCUGA